AUCAGAUACAAGAAGUAAAAGAUCAAAUAGAAGUUCAAAUGCAAAAUGUGUGAUAUAAACAAAUUAAGAAAACAGAUUAAUUCAGCAUUUUCACUGAGUGGCUAUAAGAUACAAUCGCAAGCAUGUACCUUUCUCCUAGACCAGUUGACCCCUCUUCCACCAAACGAACAAAAUUUAUGGUUAAAUAAACUCACAGCACAUGUUCAAACACAGGAAUUGAAAUUGCCAGUUGUAGGGCAAAAUGAAAUCGAAUUAGCUAUAAAGUCAUGUAGUAGGAGUCGAUCUGAUGAUACAGAAUCAAUAUUUAGUGUUAUAAGUGCAUUUGACGUUCCAAAGUUUUAUUACAAUGAAGAGCGAAAGAAAUUUUUACCCGAGGAAAGGAAAUCGGAACUAGGUACUGUUCAAUAUAUGCCCAUUGUUAAUAUGAAAUCAGACUACAUGAAAUAUAGGUAUGCAGUACUUUACCAACGAAUAUCCAGACAUGAAUUAUUCUGUCCACCAGUCAUAGGCAAAAAAAUAGAACCUGGGAAAAAAUUUAAUCUUAGAACAGUAGAGACAUUAUUAAGUUUAUCAAAAAUGAAUAAUGUAGUAGUAUUAGGUUUAUUAACUCAACUAAAAGAAGGCCAAUUUUUUAUUGAAGAUGUUACGGGUGCUGUACCAAUAAAUAUAACUAAUGCCAGGUUUCAUAAUGGUUUAUUUUGUGAAGGCUGUUUUAUUUUAGCUGAAGGAAAUUAUGAGGAUGGCAUAUUAAUGGUUCAUGGACUUGGUUUUCCUCCACCGGAAACUGCUAAAAAUAGCAGGGCUUAUUUUGGUACUUUAAACACAUGGGGAGGACCAAGUCGGACGCUUCUUAAAUUAUCCCCAAAACUUGCAGCGAUAGAAAACAAUAAUGCGGAUGCCACAAUAGCAUUUCUUUCUGAUGUUUGGUUAGAUAGUCCACAGGUGAUGGCUAAACUGGGUGAAUUGUUCUCGGGAUAUGAUUCUUGUCCACCUGUCGCUAUAGUGUUAAUGGGACCAUUUGUAAGAGAGAACGGCAAUCCAUUUAAUUUGAAAAAUCACUUAAGUGCACUCGGCGACUUAAUUUCAAAUUUCGAAAAUAUAAAAACUGAGACUGAUAUUAUACUUGUACCUUCAGCAGAUGAUCCAUCAGCUCCAAAGUUAUUGCCAAGAUUGCCGAUCCCUGAAUGCUUGGCCACAAGUCUUUUGAAAAAGAUACCAAGAGUAAAGUUAGCCACUAACCCAUGUCGACUUCAAUAUUGUACACAGCAAGUAUUGGUCUGCCGAGCAGACCUGCUAACAAAAAUGUGCCGUAAUGCAGUUAAGUUUCCUACAGAAGGUGAUUUGGGCGAGCAUUUUGCCAGGACAUUAAUAUGCCAGGGUACAUUGGCUCCAGUUACUCAGCUGGUUGUUCCAACACUGUGGGCCCAUGAUGCAGCAUUAUCACUUUACCCUCUGCCUGAUUUGAUUGUUAUAGGAGAUACUAGUAGUGGUUUCAAUGCUAGUCUUUAUGAUUGCCUGGUGAUUAAUACUGGUUCUUUUCCAAAAUCCAAAUUUUCAUUCAAAGUAUAUGUACCAGCAAUUAGAACAAUAGAAGAUUCACAAAUAUCAGACAAAGAUGAUUGAAUUCUAAACCCUCGUUUUUACCUCCAACAAAAUGGACUAUGCAGAAGGAGCUAAAGAACCACAUGUUAUUUAAAAUAAAAAAGUAAAAUUUAGAUUAUUUGAUCUAUUUUCAUAAAACAGUGUCUGUGUUAUCUGUACCUCC
Messenger RNA from Ctenocephalides felis (cat flea), 1765 nucleotides. RefSeq names its product DNA polymerase epsilon subunit 2-like. The coding region runs from base 46 to 1623 and encodes 525 amino acids. The record is from RefSeq and is a predicted model, not a curated record. NCBI's taxonomy places the organism in Eukaryota, Metazoa, Arthropoda, Insecta, Siphonaptera, Pulicidae. Gene Ontology annotation, molecular function: DNA binding. Gene Ontology annotation, cellular component: epsilon DNA polymerase complex. The transcript has 11 exons. Gene Ontology annotation, biological process: DNA-templated DNA replication; error-prone translesion synthesis.